AUGUCUAAUGCUGUUGAAACUGAGGCUGUUCAAGUCAAUGGCGAUCUGGCACCGGGGAAGUCAAGAGAAACGAAGAAGCUGAAAAAGGAGACAGCGAAAGCAGCGAAGCUAGCAAAAUUUCGUGAGAAGGUGAAGAAGGUUGAAGUGAAAGCAUGUCAAUCAAAACACAUGAACGAGACAGCAGGAACAAAGAAGAGAGAGAUUUGUGAAUACACUGCUAAUACAAAACUAGGAGAUAAGAAGAAUACUGAUAUUGAAUUACCGAAUGCUUAUAGCCCAAAAUAUGUGGAGGCAGCUUGGUAUGAGUGGUGGCAGAAAUCAGGCUUUUUUCGGCCUGAGUAUAAACGUGAUUUAAGUAAGCCGAAUCCGAAGGGAAUUUUCACUGUAGCUAUUCCUCCACCGAAUGUCACCGGAACAUUGCAUUUGGGACACGCUUUGGCUACUUCCAUAGAAGAUGCUGUAUGUAGAUGGCAUCGUAUGAAAGGCAAGACAGUUUUGUUUAAUCCGGGCUGUGAUCAUGCUGGAAUCGCUACUCAAGUUGUAGUAGAAAAACGUUUGAAACGUGAAUUGGGCUUAACAAGGCAUGAUCUGGGUCGUGAGAAAUUUAUUGAAGAAGUGUGGAAGUGGAAAAAUGAAAAAGGGGAAGUAAUUUACGACCAGCUACGAAAAAUCGGUGCUGGGGUUGACUGGGAUCGAGCUUGCUUCAUGAUGGAUCCAAAAAUAACACGAGCUGUAACAUAUGCCUUUAUUGUAAUGCAUGAAAAAGGUAUAAUAUAUCGAAGUAAUCGGCUGGUAAAUUGGUGCUGCGUUCUAAGAUCUGCUAUUUCCGAUAUUGAAGUUGAAAAAGUGGAGUUAAGUGGACGUACAUUGCUGUCUGUUCCUGGGUAUUUAAAAAAAAUUGAAUUUGGUGUAUUGACAUCUUUUGCUUAUCCGAUUGAAAAUUCAGAUGACGAAGUCGUGGUGGCAACUACUCGAGUUGAAACGAUGUUGGGUGAUAGUGCAAUUGCUGUGCAUCCGAAAGACAACCGAUACAAACAUCUCGUUGGCAAGAAUUGCAUUCAUCCAUUUCUUCAAAGGAAACUUCCAAUCAUAGCAGAUUCUUUCGUGGACAUGGAAUUUGGAACGGGAGUAGUGAAAAUAACUCCUGCUCACGAUCAUAACGAUUAUGAAGUCGGAAUCCGUCACAAUUUAGCAUUCAUUUCUUGUCUCACAGAUGAUGGCAACAUGAACGAACAGUGUGGCCAAUUUAAGAACAUGAAACGAUUCGAAGCAAGGGACGCUGUUUUGGAUGCGCUCAAAAAGAAAGGUCUUUUCAGAGGACAAACUGACAAUCCAAUGGUUGUUCCUUUAUGCGGUCGUACCAAAGAUAUUAUUGAACCGAUUUUGAAAUCACAGUGGUAUGUAAAAUGUGAUCAGAUGGCACAGCGAGCUAUUGAGGCGGUAGAGAAAGGUCAUUUAAAAAUCAUACCAGAUUUUCACGUUGCAACUUGGCGGAAAUGGUUGGAAAACAUCAGAGAUUGGUGUAUUUCGCGACAGCUGUGGUGGGGUCACCGGAUACCUGCUUACUUUGUCAGUGUCAAUGACUCCAAAAUUCCUUCUGGAACUUCUGAUAACAAUGAUUAUUGGGUGAGUGCACAUAAUGAAACUGAAGCAUUGAAAAAAGCAGCUCGAAAGUUUGACGUUCCGGAAGAGAAAGUUUCUGUGAAAAGAGAUGAAGACGUUCUGGAUACUUGGUUUUCUUCCGGAAUGUGGCCAUUCGAAAUUUUUGGAUGGCCUGAAAAAACUGCUGAUUUGGAUAAAUUUUUUCCUGUUACACUUUUGGAAAGUGGGCAUGAUAUACUUUUUUUCUGGGUGGCACGGAUGGUGUUUAUGUCGCAAGAGCUUACUGGGAAGUUACCGUUCCAGGAAGUUUAUUUGCAUGCCAUGAUUCGAGAUGCUCAUGGACGUAAAAUGAGCAAAUCCUUAGGUAAUGUAAUCGAUCCUCUGAAUGUGAUACAUGGUAUAUCAUUGGCGGAGCUCAACAAAAUGUUGGAAUCUGGUAACCUUGAUCCGAAGGAAGUAAAAAGAGCGAAAGAAGGACAAGCACAUGAUUUUCCGAAUGGCAUUCCAGAAUGUGGUACUGAUGCAUUACGUUUUGCACUGAUGAAUUAUACCAUUCAAUGCCGAGAUAUUAAUCUUGAUGUGCUUCGUAUUCAGGGAUACAGGUUCUUUUGCAAUAAAAUCUGGCAAGCAUCAAGGUUUACACUGAUGCAAUUUCACAGCAAAUUCGCACCUGCGGAAAAAUUUGAUUUGCCAAAAGAGAGUAGUACUUUGGAUCGCUGGAUUAUGUCGCGAUUGUCUUAUGCUGUUGAAUUAUCUAAUAGUGGGAUGUCUAGCUAUCAAUUUAGUCGCGUCACGACUGCGCUAUAUAAUUUUUGGCAAUAUGAUUUUUGUGAUAUAUAUAUUGAAGGAUGUAAACCAAUACUUGCUAAUGGUGGGAAUUCUAAUGGUGCAGAAGUUGUACGAAAGGUGCUCUUUGAAUGUGUGGAAACAGGACUGCGACUACUGUCACCGUUCAUGCCUUUCAUUACUGAAGAGCUUUGGCAGCGAUUACCAUCACGUACAUCGAGAGAGCAAUCAGAAAGCAUCUGUGUUACAUCGUAUCCGGAAGUAGAACAGUAUGCAUUCCGAGAUGAAACACUGGAAAAUCGAGUAGCACGUGCAAUGCAUAUCGUGAAAACUGUUCGUUCCCUUCGCUCCGAUUAUGAACUAACAGCUAAAGUUAAGACUGAACUUUACAUCAGUUUCGAAAAUAACUCAGAAGUAAUGGAAAUGGAAGAUCUUAUACCGUUAAUAACUAUUUUGACUUCCUCCUCCAAGGUUUCCUUACUAACUGCGGAUAAUGCACAGCAGAUACCACGAGAUUCUGUGCAGCUUGUUGUUUCGGCAACUUGCACGAUUUCACUUUUGCUUGAGGGUAUAAUCGAUGUUCCCAAGGAAAUUACGAAACUAACGGACAAACAAGAGAAAUUGAUGGUUCAAUUGCAGAAAUUAGAAGAAACAAUGUCCAGUCCAGCCCAUAAUAAAGUGCCUUUUGGAAUACGUAGGAAUAAUAUAGAGAAGGCAGCGUCGCUGUUGGCGGAGUUAAAGCAUCUCAAUGAAGCCAUAAUCGCGCUCAAAAACUCACUAGCAUAA
This is a messenger RNA of Cercopithifilaria johnstoni, 3174 nucleotides long. NCBI's taxonomy places the organism in Eukaryota, Metazoa, Nematoda, Chromadorea, Rhabditida, Onchocercidae. The record is from the annotation of a GenBank genome assembly.